AUGGACGACAUCCUACGCUCCGUCUGGCUCGCCGAGGAGUCGCACAUGCUCGCCGCCGCGCACGCUACCGGGCGCGCGGAUCCGCGUGCGCGCGACAGGGCUGUGGGGGUGCUGUGCGCGCGCUCGCUGCGGCGGCAGAAGUCCAGUGCGGCGAUCACUCGGGUCGCUGGUAGCGCAGGGAGCGCAGGGAGGGGGUUCACUGGGGUCGCUGGGAGGGCUGGGGGGAGCAAUGGGAGCGAUGGGGGCGCUGGGAGGGGGUUCACUGGGGUCACUGGGAGCGAUAGGGUCGCUGGGACCCGCCCCUCCUGGUGGGAUUGCCAUGGGGAAGGGGCAUGGGCAGAGGUAUGGGCGCAGGUGUGGGCGCAGGUGUGGGCGCAGGUGUGGGUGCAGGUGUGGGCGCAGGGGGGCUGGGGGGAGUUUACUGGGGCGGGCAUGGUGGCGGCGGAUGGGGUUGGGGGGGCGGGGGAGAGAGGUGGGGGGACUGUGACGGCGGAGGGGGAGAAGGGCAGUCAGAUACGGGCGGGAGGAGUGGGGAUGGGGACACACUCUGAGCAGGGGGGUGAGGGGGAGUGCGGGGCGGAGGGGGAGGAAGCGCAGUGGGGAGGGGGGAGGGGCGCCGACCUCUUGCUUUGCUGCUGUGCGUGCCACACUGAGUCAAGAGUCAAGACCCUUGAUUCUUCGAGAGGAGGGAGAAUGCUGGGCGGCACAGGGAGAAUGAACACCUGCGCGCUCAGCCCUCCCCCUCUCCCCCCCUUCUUCCUCAGGCAUACACAGUGGAGCCUGAAUGCGAAGGCGUACACAGUGGAGCUGGAGGCGGAGGUGGCGCAGCUGAAGGAGGAGAACGAGCAGCUGCGCGCCCCCCACCCCACCAGGCGUACACGCGCACCCCAUCCCCCCCUUGGUGCUCUCACCCACCCCCUCGCCCCCCCCACCCCCCUCCUCUUUCAGGCGUAUACAGUGGAGCUGGAGGCGGAGGUGGCGCAGCUGAAGGAAAAAAACGAGCAGCUGCGCGCACAGCCCUUCCCCUCUCCUCUCCCCACCCCCUCAGGCGCGUACACAGUAGAGUUAGAGGCGGAGGUGGCACAGUUGAAGGAAGAAAACGAACAGCUGCGCUCCCAGCUGCUGCAGCUGCAGUCCCACACCCACGCGCACCCCAGCAUGGGCCUGGUGACGAGGGAACCACCCGAACUGGCUGGUCUCUCUCGAUGCGCCACAAACCCUCUCAACCGCAUCACACCCCCACUCAACUGCGUUACACCCCCACUCAACCGCAUCACACCCCCCACUCAACCGCCUCACACCUCCUUUCAACCCCUUCACACCUACGCGCACCAGCUCAGCCUCACACUGUGA
Molecule: messenger RNA, 1353 nt
Organism: Closterium sp. Naga37s-1
Lineage: Eukaryota; Viridiplantae; Streptophyta; Zygnematophyceae; Desmidiales; Closteriaceae
Source: the annotation of a GenBank genome assembly